GUGGAAUGACCAAGUGUCUGAAAACAGCCUACUCCUGCUUUCUGCGUGCCUGCGAUGGUGGAGGAAAGAAGUCUGCAGACGCCUGCCAUAACGUGGGCCUGUUGGUCCACGACGGGCAAGCUGUGGAGGGAGGAGCCAACGUCAAGGCGGCGCAGCAGUAUUACAUGAAAGCCUGCGCCGACGGCUUCGCUCCCUCCUGCUUUAACCUCAGCACCAUGUUCAUCACGGGCGACUCUGAAGGGCUGGCGCCAGAUAUGGCUCAAGCCUUUACGUACGCCAACAGAGCCUGUGAGCUGGGACACGUGUGGGGCUGCGUCAACGCCAGUCGCAUGUACAAACUCGGGGAAGGCACAGAGAAGGACGAGAAGAAGGCAGAGGAGCUGAAGAAUCGAGCAAAAGAGCUGCACGGUUUAGUACAGGAGAGGCAGAUUAAAUUUGGGGAGUGAUUAUGUCAAGCUUCAUUAGAUCUUUUUUAUUUGACCUAAACGUGGACUGUUUAUUAUGAAGCAACUAGGCCUGUCACGAUAACAAUGUUUACUGGACGAAUGUACUGCGAUAAACAAUAAUAUUAUUGGAGACCAGUUUAAACUAAUAAUGAUAUAACUACCCCUGUUAACUGAAGUUUACAUUAAAAUUUAGUGUAAAAAGAAAAAAAAAAAACAACUGUCUGCAAUCCCAAGGUGUCUCCAGCUGUACGAAGACGCUCCUGACUAAAUACCUGUUCACAGAGGUUAGAGACCAUCACCUGACAAACACCCAGUGCUGGCUCUAGACAUUUCGGUGCCCUAGGCGAGUUGAAGGGCACCCCA
Molecule: messenger RNA, 809 nt
Organism: Austrofundulus limnaeus
Lineage: Eukaryota; Metazoa; Chordata; Actinopteri; Cyprinodontiformes; Rivulidae
Product: cytochrome c oxidase assembly factor 7
Cellular component (GO): mitochondrial intermembrane space
Molecular function (GO): protein binding
Source: RefSeq, a predicted model, not a curated record